GUUUGUUUGUGUGCGUGUGUGUUGUGGUGUGGUGGAGAUAAAGAGAAGAAUGCGACAUCUCACGCAAUACAAACGAUCUUUGAUAUUAGUCCGAGCGGUAGUAUAGGUGGGCAAACAAAAAACAACUCGUCCAAGGAACUAUUGAAGAAAGCCGUAGGUGGCUGUGACGUAACCCUCUUUAUCUCAGUGGAGUCGUCGGCGCGCACGCGUCCACGAUGAAGGCGGAUGCUUUAUGACGUCACAAACAACAGAACGCCUACGUCGACGUUUUGCGUCCGUUUUCGCGCACUCGUCUCGGCUCGCGCGGCUCCUCGUCUGUCGCGUCUUCUUCCCUACGACGACAUUUUUGUGUUAUUGUCGUCGUCCGGAGCUCACCGACAAUGACCGCGGCCGCCAGGCGCCAGUCGUGCUUCCUGUGCGACCUGCCCCGCAUGCCGUGGGCCUUCAUUUGGGACUUCAGCGAGGCGGUGUGCCGAGGUUGCGUCAACUACGAGGGAGCCGACCGAGUCGAGCUGGUCAUCGACACCGCCCGCCAGCUCAAGCGGGCCCAGGGCCUCCGGGAGGGCCGAGCGGGUGGGAAGCCGCCGCCGACGACGACAGCAGCCAAGGAGCUCCACCAGCCGGCCCCGGUGGAGCUCGCCUCCUCCCGCUACUCGCUAACCGACAGGCCGCCGCCUCGCCUGGGCCCGGAGUACCAGACGCCGGCGACGGCGACAACGAGGCUCGCCAACGGCUUCCCCAAAGCCGACGAGCCGCCCGAGCUGAACCGCCAGAGCCCCACCGACCCAAGGCGGAGCGGCUGCGUGGUGCCGCCCGGCAUGGUGCCGCUGCUCAACGUUUGCCACCCGCACGCCACCGCCGUCCUGGUGCCCACCGAGGCGGCCGCUCUGCGGGUUGACAGCCACAUGGCGGCGGAGGGCAGGAGCGUGCGCGAGCUCAUGGCCGCGCACGGGAUGAUGACGUACGAAGGCCACGCCCCCUCCAAGACAGAGAGGGGGAAGAAUCCCCGCAGCUUGAAGAGGAAGGCGUCUCCCGAGCCAGACAGCAAAAGCACGGCCCACAAGUUGAUUGACACCGAGGGUUCGCCGUGGUUGCCGUCACACUCUGAGGCGGUCAAGAUGGCCCCUGCCGCACCGGCUGGCUUCUCGCCCCCUGGGGCAGCGGCCCCCCCGCCACAGAACGCUCAGUUGCCCAUCGCCGCCCUAAUCCUGGCCACAGACAAUGCGGGCGUGCCCAAAGACGGCGUCCGGGUGCGGCGGAACAGUGGCACCCCGCCUGGGCCUGGGGGGGAAGCAGGGGUGGCGGGAGGCGUCCCGCUCUGCUGCACAUUGUGCCACGAGCGCCUCGAGGACACGCACUUCGUCCAGUGCCCGUCGGUGGCGUUGCACAAGUUCUGCUUCCCGUGCUCUCGCGCCAGCAUCAAGACGCAGGGUGCCAGCGGGGAGGUGUACUGCCCCAGCGGGGGGCGCUGCCCUUUGGCCGGCUCAGACCUGCCCUGGGCGUUCAUGCAGGGAGAGAUCACCACCAUCCUGGCUGGAGACGUCAAGGUGAAGAAGGAGCGGGACUCCUAAGAAGGGUUCCUCUUGUUAACCAUGGCGACCGUGGAGCUCAGUGGACUCAAAACCGUGUCGUCUGUGUUUUUUGCUUUUUCACGACGUUUUGUGUUUGUGCAUUUUUCAACACAACCAAUUGCAGCGAGCACUCGGCCAAUAAAAACAAACCACUCAUAUCGUGUGUGUGUGUGUGUGUGAGAUCCAAUCCCCUUCAGUGUUUUGGUGGUCCGUGUUACAUGAACAGAUCUGUAAUCUCACUUGGUGUGCUGGGGUUGUGUGAGAUAAGUGUGACUUAAAAUAGCACAGUCAUACUGUUUGUGGUUGUGGCUAUGGCGUCAUA
Messenger RNA from Phycodurus eques (leafy seadragon), 1893 nucleotides. RefSeq names its product interferon regulatory factor 2-binding protein 2-B-like. The coding region runs from base 381 to 1571 and encodes 396 amino acids. Gene Ontology annotation, molecular function: transcription corepressor activity. The record is from RefSeq and is a predicted model, not a curated record. Gene Ontology annotation, cellular component: nucleus. Gene Ontology annotation, biological process: regulation of transcription by RNA polymerase II. NCBI's taxonomy places the organism in Eukaryota, Metazoa, Chordata, Actinopteri, Syngnathiformes, Syngnathidae. The transcript is spliced from 2 exons.